AUGGUACUACCUCCCCUUCAUUACUUCACUGCGCGGCUUGCAAAUUCCGCUUCCAUGGACGGCAGCUACCUCGUCUUGCCCUCCCCGCUCAGCAGCCUCUCGUUCCUUUACCCCUCCAACUUGCAAGCAAAAAUGAGAUACAGUAUCCUCCUUCUCGCCGCCGCGUCCAUGGGUUGCGCCUUGCCGCAAGCCUCGACCGCUGACCAGGCGCUCCCCUUCAAGCCCGCGCCGCUCGGCUCGGGCCGCAGCUGCCCGGGCCGCACCGGCGGCUACGACGAAGCCGACUGCGGCACCAAGCGCUACUGCAAGGCCAUCGAGGCCUUUGGCAGCGACUCGGACAAGUUCAAGACCAAGCCCGCGUGGAACUCGACCGCCGAGUGCUUCAAGGCGCACCAGCCGGAGCCCAAGCAGGAGCUCAUCCCUUUCGACACGGGCCGGUCGUUCGAUGCCGACUGCAGGAACCGCGGCUUGACCGAGGCCUCGUGCGGCACCAAAACCUACUGCGCCGAGAUUGACGCCAUCGAAGAGUUUUACGGACUCCACGGCGAGGACACUGAGCAGACCGAGGACGUCCGGUACGAGAGCACCGAGGAGUGUCUCAAGGCUCACGUCCCCGAGCCCAAGAACCUGCCCUGGCUGGAGGGCGACUCGGAAAAUUUCUGCGGCUCUCGUGGAGACGAGUCUGAGGAGAAUUGCGGUACUCAAAGCUACUGCGAAAAAUUCAAGGGAGACACGCGCAAGGUUUUUGGCUCGCCCUACAUUUGGAGCGAGGAGGAGUGCUUCGCUGCUCACCAGAAGAACCCGAGUUCCAUCACCUUCCCGGACAAUUAG
Messenger RNA from Cordyceps militaris CM01, 831 nucleotides. RefSeq lists its product as uncharacterized. Bases 1 to 831 code for a protein of 276 amino acids. The transcript is spliced from 2 exons. The record is from RefSeq and is a predicted model, not a curated record. Lineage: Eukaryota; Fungi; Ascomycota; Sordariomycetes; Hypocreales; Cordycipitaceae.